UGAUAUUUAACAACGCGUCUCAGUGUGACAUCAAAUAAUUCGAUCUUCUCUACGGUCUUAUUUGGCCCUCUUUAAAAGCAGCAGUCCCCAGAAAUGCCGCUGAGUGGAGAGAGGCCAAGACACUUGCUUGGAGCGUUUCGCUGAAAAACGCUGACUGUAUGAUUCUUUUGUGCUGCAUUUCGGCUUUGACCCGUCUCAAGUGCCGCUGACCUGGGCAAGGUGAAAGACAGGUCAGCCUGUCUCACUGACACACACGUGCUAAUAGUCUUGCAUCUUCCUCUUUUACGUUUGUCCUUCAACGAAUUUGGAACGAAUUUUGCCAAGUUAAAAUGCUCUGUACAAAAAUCUCAUCCCGUUCAUCUUUGUUUCAAUUUGUCCAAUCAAGAAUGUUUAGCAAACCUCCAUUUGGAAGAAAAAAAUGUAUAUAUAUAUAUUUUGUAUAUGGGGAAAUAAGGAACCUGCUAGUGCCUUUUCCUACAGGCACAUGACCUGUUAUCUAAUUAUCUUAUGGAGCAACAUGCAUGCUCACUUCAAAUGGAUAGUUUUGGUCAUUGGAGCAAUGACACGAAAAUCUAAAAAAAAAAUGUCAAGGAUGUUUAUUAUGCACAAUAAUUAAUCAGUAAGAGUGAAAGCUUGGCUGCCGAGCUGUGUAAGUAGCUGCCACUGUGCUUAUAGUUAAUGGCUAAAAAGGGAAUUGGUCAACUUAUGCCCCCUUUGAGCUGUCAGAGGGCCUGAAUUAUUAUUUUUUUUGUGGGGUGGGGGGAUGAGGGGGGUAACUUUGGGCUGUGUGGAGAUGACCAGGACUUGGGUGACACAUCGACAGUUUAUUUGCAAAUAAAAAUAAAGGUGCUGCAGAGAUUCUGCGAAACCAAUAUUUGAGUGAGUGAGGGUUAAUUUCUAGCUCUAAGUUGAUUAUUCAUUUUGUUCUUUAGAUAAAAUAUGAGGACUGAUAUUCAAGGGAUAUACAGUAUAUAGAAUCACUGGUUUAUGGUUCUGCAUAAUUGAAUGUAUUAUUGUUUUAAAUUAUUUUAAUGUCUUUCUUGAAGGAAAUAUUGCACUAUUAGAUGAUUAGCCUCCUGCAUCAAAAAAAAUAACUAAGUUACUAUAACUUGGAGGUGAAAUACUGGUGCAGUAUUAGGUUGGAUAAAGAUCUGGUUUAUCAUGAAGAAUUUUUGGCACUAUGUGGAGGAUCUGAGCAUUUAAAAAAAUGAAAUAAAACUUAAAUCAGCUAAAGAAAAAUAGCCCCCAUGCUAACUUUGUAGUUGAACAUCUGAAUUGAUUUUUGCCUUUUUCAGAUGGCUCGUAAUUUGUUUUGCAAAAAAAAAAAGUCAAACCUGAAGGAAACGAUAUAACUUGGAAAAGGUGAAUAAACAGUUCUAAUUGAGAGGAAUGCCCAAAAGAGGCCGGAAUAACUGGGUCAUUAUCAACAGGCAAAUGGCGGAAAUUGUAGUCAAACACGCACACACACACUCACACACAGGAAGGAAGUCUUUGGGGGUUGCGGUGGGGUUUCCACGUGAAGAAGUUUGCUUGACUUGUCUCUUCGCCAGCUCAACUUUGAUUGUUUCAUGUUCAUUUGCUCGGGAAGGCCUGCCGUCGUCUAUAUAUACCCUGUAGAACCGAAUUUGUGUGAUGCAAGUCCAGUCACAGAUUCGAUUCUAGGGGAGUAUAUGGUCGAUGAAAAGACUUCAAUGUAUAUACGCCAUCCCCUGACGCAUUUAGUGCACAGCUAUAGACUCGGGGUAAUGCCCGCAUCAACUCGUUGGAUUUGAAAAGCAAGCUUUUUGUGACAGCUGGCUUUCCCGCGUUUCACAACAACGAAUUUCCAGAGCUGUCGUCCUUGUAUUGAACCCCCAACUCCAAGAAAACAACUCAGCGAACAACUUUCGAGCUCGCCAACUAAAAUUGUUGCCUUAAAACUCAAUUAAUUAUAUGAUCAAGGUUUUCCAACUUCAAUGACUGUUUUAGGACAAGUUACACAACGACGUAAAAAAAAAAAGAAGAAAACCCCAAAAUGUCAAGGCAAGAAAUGUCGAUAAAGUUUUAAAUUGGGCCAUUCAAAAAUAUAUAUUUUAAGUUUCGCUCAUGUGAAAAUUGUCUUUACUGUAUUUUCAACAAAGAAAUAAUAGUUUACAGAACUAAUCGUCCUUGUAUCGUCCAGGCAUGAAGCCAACAACUUGCUAGCUUUAGCUUUAGCUUCAACUGUUGUUGACAUAAAUGUUCAGAAUUUAUAUUUUGAAGUUGUUCAAACAUAAAUCACCAUAGUAGCCCCCCACCCCCUAAAAAAUACAAGUUCUGUUUUUGACAGUGAAGUUGUUGUUGUUUGAAUCUCGUGCAAGGGGCGCACACGCCUCCCCUCCUCUUGUUUGUGCGCUUAAUGAAUGAUUCCCAGAGGCGGCCAAUUGUUUGCGAGAUGUGGCAGCAGAUGAAGGGAUGAGAUUGGUGUAACUUUUAGAUGACCCCCCCCCCCCACACCCCCUUGACAAAGACAGUCGCCAUCAAUUGUCCUCACUCUGCUUGUAUACCAGGGGGGGCUUCUUCUUUGUCGCUUUUCAACGCCACAAGCGCAUCCGAGCUCGGUGGUGGAGGCUCGACUUUUUUUGUUUUUGUGUCUUCUUUUUGAGCAUAAUUCGAGAUAUAAAGUGGUUUUGUAAUCCCCGCGGCGGGACCUUUCAUUUCCAGGCGUGCACGCAAGCAGAUGUUUGAAGGUUUAUUUUUCCUCCAGGAGUCUAAUUAGGGGCAUAUUUGGAGAGGAUGAAAUUGCUCUUUCCUUGUCUGUUUACCCGUGCGAGCAGCAGCGUCACCUCCAUUGGCCCGCACGGUCACAUGGUCCGCUAACUUUAUUCAGUUGACACCAAAGUAGGAGGGCUUUAUGGAGGCAGGAAAAAAGACAACUGGAGAAAAAUUAGUAUUUUCUACCUUCACAAAUUAAUGGCCAUGAGUUCGUAUAUGGUCAACUCCAAGUAUGUGGAUCCCAAAUUUCCUCCCUGCGAGGAAUAUUCGCAGAAUAACUACAUACCUGAGAGGGGCUCAGACUACUUCAACCCCUCGCAGGACGCUGACUUUCAGCACCCGGCCAUCUACCCACGCGCUAACUACCCGGAGCAAGCGUUCGGCUGCAACGCAGUGCAGGAGUCUCCGCUGCAGCCGCGGGGUCACGUCCAAGACAGAGCCGGACAAGCGAGUCCGUUCGGCGCGCGGACGGAGCCGGGCGAGUCGCUCCAAGCGGCCGGAGCCAGGCCGUGCGGCCAACAGAACGCCAAGAGUCCAAACGGAGUCCAAGCCAAGCAGCCCGCGGUCGUUUACCCCUGGAUGAAGAAAGUGCACGUCACCACGGUGAAUCCGGAUUACACAGGGUCCGAACCCAAACGCUCGAGGACGGCUUACACGCGCCAGCAAGUUCUGGAGCUGGAGAAGGAGUUCCACUUUAACCGCUACCUGACCAGAAGGCGACGGAUCGAGAUCGCCCACACGCUUUGUCUGUCCGAGAGGCAGAUCAAAAUUUGGUUCCAGAACAGGAGGAUGAAGUGGAAGAAGGACCACAAACUGCCCAACACCAAAGGCAGGUCGGUGCCGACCCACGGCCACCUGCAAAACCUCCACAAGGACAACAGCACUGACAUCACGUCCUUAUAAACCACAACAAAUUCACCUGCAUAUGACUUUUUUUUUUUUUUUGCAUGGACUGAAAAUCGUUUUUUUUUAAAUUUUUUACUCUUUUAUUUUUAUUUAACAACAAAAGUCAGUGUUGACCUGAGCCUGAGACGUUGCAAAAUAAACCAAUCAGUAUUUUCCCAGAGAGGUUCGACACACUUCGUGCAAAGAGGCGCCAUAAAUUAAAGCAACCCUUUUUAUUUUUUUGUAUUUUAUUUUGGGUUUUUUUUCGGAGCUGUGGGGGGGGGGGGCUCAGUGGAUUUAAGAGUGUGGUCUCUCGUGGAUUCACGCUGGCUUCAAGUCUUAAAAGUAGCUUUAUUUAGCACGGAGAGGCCGUUCGUUCAAAAUUACACGCAGGCAAAAAAAAGAAAAAAAAGCUCCUCUCGCCAACGCACAAUUUACUUGAAGGAAAAUCGCAAGCAGGAAAACAAAUCUCCUUUUAUAUAUAUUCGCUCUACUUCGUUGCUUGUUUGUUUUAACUUAUUUUGUAUAAAAAUCUUUUCUUCUUAAAAAAAAAUCAUUCCUUGCAUACGAAUAGCCAUAAUUAUGCUUCCUUGUUCAUAUUUUCCUCUGCGCCACGCCAGUUUCUUUUUGAAACUCUUCCCGCAUGACGCCGAGUUCAUUUGAAAUACUUGCGAAUAUUUAGCAGAAUUGUUGAAUUUUUAUUUAUUGGUCAUUAAAAAAGCUGUACAUUUUUUUGUAUCGCGCGCGCACACGAUGAAGUGAAUGCUAUUCCUUCUUGUCAUCUUUUACAAAGGACACUAUUUGUGCAUGGCUUUACGUCGUCUUAGUUUAAUGUGAGAAUGUAUUUUGUCUUUAGUUACACAAAGGAGUGGAGGGUGUCAUGCCAGGUUAAAAAAAAAAAAAAAAGAAAGAGAAAAAAAAAUCUUUUUUUUUCUCCCCCGGUUUUGUUUUAAACCCGUCAUUGUCCGAAAGACAAGAGAAGGCCCAGAAAGCUGUCCCAGCUCGUGGAGGUCUUGCCGGGGAGGUAUUUGAGACGAAGGUCGGUGGCAGGUUCAUCCAGGGGACACGCUCAAGCCGCGAGGGAUGACCCCGACACCCCUGACCCGGCCGAACGAGCUGCAUUUUCUCCCUUUUCGUCGUCACAAACAACUCCGUGAAGCAUUCAAAGCGAGUCGAUGUGCGUGAUUUCUACAACGGAGUUCUUUCUACAGCCCCCCCCCCCACCUCCUGAAAAAAAGACUCAGUAUCUGAUGUUCCGAUAGAUGCGUCAUUGUCAAUACGCAAUGUCUUUUACUGGUCUUAUUUUUGUACAUGCUUUCUACCUUGUAUUUGUGCAUCGGGAUGUGAGAAGUAUAUUGGAAAACAAAUAAAGAUUUCUACUGAUUAUGCAUUUAAA
Messenger RNA from Hippocampus comes (tiger tail seahorse), 5014 nucleotides. RefSeq names its product homeobox D4a (gene hoxd4a). The coding region runs from base 2932 to 3636 and encodes 234 amino acids. Gene Ontology annotation, biological process: anterior/posterior pattern specification; positive regulation of transcription by RNA polymerase II; embryonic skeletal system morphogenesis. The record is from RefSeq and is a predicted model, not a curated record. Lineage: Eukaryota; Metazoa; Chordata; Actinopteri; Syngnathiformes; Syngnathidae. Gene Ontology annotation, cellular component: nucleoplasm; nucleus. Gene Ontology annotation, molecular function: DNA-binding transcription factor activity, RNA polymerase II-specific; RNA polymerase II cis-regulatory region sequence-specific DNA binding. The transcript has 2 exons.